Merops nubicus (carmine bee-eater) is the source of this 1462-nucleotide messenger RNA. It is a transcript of the gene WNT9A, whose product is annotated as wingless-type MMTV integration site family, member 9A. Bases 110 to 1060 code for a protein of 316 amino acids. The transcript has 3 exons. Lineage: Eukaryota; Metazoa; Chordata; Aves; Coraciiformes; Meropidae. The record is from RefSeq and is a predicted model, not a curated record. Gene Ontology annotation, molecular function: cytokine activity; frizzled binding. Gene Ontology annotation, biological process: cell fate commitment; canonical Wnt signaling pathway; neuron differentiation. Gene Ontology annotation, cellular component: extracellular region.
CCCAUUCCUACCACGGGCUUCUAUUCCUCUCCCCUCAACCCUUCUCCCUCCGUUCCUCUGCAGGCUGACGGGGAACGAACCCCUGACCAUCCUCCCUCUGACCUCAGAAAUGGAGGAAGCUGCCAUCAAAGCCCACUACAAAGUCUGUGACCGCUUGAAGCUGGAGAAGAAGCAACGUAGGAUGUGCCGGCGGGACCCCGGCGUGGCCGAGACCCUGAUGGAGGCCAUCAGCAUGAGUGCCCUGGAGUGCCAGUACCAGUUCCGCUUCGAGCGCUGGAACUGCACCCUCGAGGGUCGCUACCGGGCCAGCUUGCUCAAGAGAGGUUUUAAGGAGACAGCCUUCUUGUACGCCAUCUCCUCUGCAGGGCUGACCCACGCCAUGGCCAAGGCGUGCAGUGCAGGGAGGAUGGAACGUUGCACCUGCGACGAGGCCCCAGACCUGGAGAACCGUGAGGCUUGGCAGUGGGGUGGCUGUGGUGACAACCUGAAAUACAGCAACAAGUUCGUCAAGGAGUUCCUGGGGAGGAAGCCCAACAAAGACCUGCGAGCCAGGGUGGACUUCCACAAUAACCUCGUGGGCAUGAAGGUCAUCAAAGCUGGAGUGGAGACAACCUGCAAAUGCCACGGCGUGUCUGGAUCCUGUACAGUCCGAACGUGCUGGAGGCAACUCUCUCCAUUCCACGAGAUAGGGAAGCAGCUGAAGCAGAAGUACGAGACCUCCCUCAAAGUGGGCAGCACCACCAACGAGGCCACGGGGGAAGGGGACAUCUCCCCACCCAAGAAGUCCAUCCCUGGUCACAGUGAUCAGAUCCCAAGGACUACGGAUCUCGUCUACAUUGACGAUUCCCCGAGCUUCUGUAUGAUGAGCAGAUACUCUCCUGGGACUUCGGGAAGGAAAUGUUACAAAGACAAGAACUGUGACAGCAUCUGCUGCGGGCGAGGGCACAACACGCAGAGCCGGGUGGUCACCCGCCCGUGCCAGUGCCAGGUCCGUUGGUGCUGCUACGUGGAGUGCAAGCAAUGCACCCAGAGAGAAGAGGUUUACACCUGCAAGGACUGAGGCGUCUUCUGCUCGAUGGUGGCGGGCGCUUGGCCAUCUAGGAGAACUACGUAUGGAGACAAACAGGGUUUGAUUGACCUUCUGGGAUCUGAAAGCUAUGUCGAGACAUAAGCACUUUGUAGGGUACAGGUGACCCAGCUGUGUUGCUGUUUUGUUUAUUUUUUUGUUUUGUUUUCCUGUAGACUGAAUUUUAAUGAGGUCCAACCAUGUGGAAAUAAGUGCCUGUCACACUGGGGUUAGACACCAGUUGACCUUCACCUCCGUCGUCUACGCAGCUCGACGGAUCGUUUAUCCUUGGGACAUCUUGAUCGUUUCACCAAUCCUCCAUGAACUCCUGGGCUAAUAUAUUCUCCUUGGCAUAAAUAACCUCUACUACUUCCUUCCUGAAGCUUACCCAACUGC